Molecule: messenger RNA, 1565 nt
Organism: Aspergillus costaricaensis CBS 115574
Lineage: Eukaryota; Fungi; Ascomycota; Eurotiomycetes; Eurotiales; Aspergillaceae
Exons: 4
Coding region: 66-1565 (499 amino acids)
Molecular function (GO): protein binding
Source: RefSeq, a predicted model, not a curated record
CUUUACAUUUAUUGCUCCGAGAAAAUUACUCAUCGGAAGACUCUGGCCGCAUCUAAACGUUGACAAUGCCCAAGCCAAAGUCUUUCCUCAAGGACACCAAGCCUAAUAAGAAAAAGGCGACACAGCGGGCCCCGGAAACUGCAGAUGAAUACCUAGCCCUCGGUGUCGAACAGGAAGAGGCCGGAGAGAAAUGGCGCGCCGGAGAUGCAGCCAAAUCCCUGCGCUUCUUCAUGCGCGCCAUCAAUACCUAUGACGAAGGCUUGAGCAAACAUCCCACUGCUUUUGACCUGGCUUAUAACAAAGCGAGAGUUCAGUAUGAAAUCACACAACAUCCCAGGCUAGCUGCUCAGCUGUCUGCGCCGCUAUUGGAUGUACUGCGAGUAGCGCUUGAUUCUCACAGAGCAGCGCUUGACCUGGAGCAAGACAAUGCAGAUGCGCUCUUCAACACAGCCCAAGUACUCACCAGCAUUGCCGAGGCUUUGACCGAAGCCAAACGUCCAUCGGAUGACCGGCUCUCCCAGGCAGUGAAGCUUUUGCAAGAAGCCAUAGAACUCUUUCAACGUUGCCUAACUGUACAGGAACUCAAGUACACCGAAAUGCAGGAGCAGAUCAACCAGAUGACGUCCGGCGAAACAGACCCUGCUGAAACGCAGAUGCAAGAUACACCGCCAGAACUGCCACCUGCGGACGAUUCGAAAUCUUCAGAUCAGCAAGAGCAAUGGGCUGCCAUUGUUGAGCCCGUGACCAAGGACACACUCGUCGACACUGCUGUGGCACAACUGGAUGCCAUCACAAGCCUCUGUAACCUACUCACGUUUAAUCCUGAAGUAGGAGUCACUUGGGUAGAAGAGUAUUCAUCCGAGCAGCUGCAGAAACGAAUCUCAGCAUAUGUCGAGGGGUCAAACAGGCACUACGAGGCCACCCUGGCUCGUGCCAAGUUCGCCUGCGCCCUGAAUGAAGUUCUAUACAGAAGCGGACGGACUGAAGUUGGAACAUACUCCGAAGAAGUCUCGCGAGCUUUCGGUCCUGAGCUGGAUCUAUCAAACGAUCCGGAUGGCUUGUGCAGCAAAGCCGAUGCGCUCACUUCUUUCAACACGGCGCUCACAGAUCUCCCUCCGUAUGAGCCGGAGGCCUUUGGGAAAGCGCUGUCUCUUCGAUGGCAAUCACUGUCCGCUGCCUUGGACGCACUGAGCAAAGCGUCCAAACUCCCCACUGCUGAAAACUUGCCAAAGAUUCAUCUGGCAAGAGGAGACGUGGAGAUGGGUAGGUGGAGGCUUGGCUUGGCUCCAUGGGACUAUAACAUGGCCCGAGAUAACGCAGCUACACUGUUGCGCAACGCCCAGACUUAUUACCGCGGUGCAGCAGCCUUGGCGAAGAGGGACGGUGCUGCGGACGAGGAACGAGACGGAACCUGCAAGGAGGCCAUCGCUGCUGCACUGGCAGGCCAAAAGGACAAACUCCAACAGCUUCGCAGAGCUGCGCCCAAGGAGCUGAUGCUCGUUGCGGAGGAUGUGGUCGAAGAGGGAUGGAUGGGUCCCGGCGAUAUGGAGAUAUUGUUGUCGUAG